Molecule: messenger RNA, 7289 nt
Organism: Sphaerodactylus townsendi
Lineage: Eukaryota; Metazoa; Chordata; Lepidosauria; Squamata; Sphaerodactylidae
Gene: PCNX2
Product: pecanex 2
Exons: 34
Coding region: 1-6330 (2109 amino acids)
Cellular component (GO): membrane
Source: RefSeq, a predicted model, not a curated record
AUGGUGUCUCAGGCCGUGCAGCUUCUUCGGCAGGGCGUGUGGGCAGCGCUGACAGGAGGCUGGUACCACGACCCGGAGCUCAGCAAAUUCACUAACAGCUUCCAUCUCUAUUUAUGGCUUUUCUUCUUACUGCUGCCCAUGGCGCUGCACCUGGCAUUCCCUCCAAAUACCAUCACAGCUUUUAUCUACUGCAGUUCUGUGACUUUAUUUUUCACAAUAAUCAAGGUGGUCAGUUAUCGCCUGCAUGUUAUGUUUGACAAAGGAGAAGUAAUUCAACAGCAAGUCUCUUGGAGGGAAGAAAAGCAAAAUAAAGGCACUAAAAGACAUAAUGCAAUUCGUCAUAUAAAUCUUAGCAAUAACAUGGGGGACAAUGAUGCUUUUGAAGAGCUCAGACGUAAUGGUUCAACGCCUACUGUACACAGCAAUGUGAAAGUUCAGGCUAUACUGUCACAUCAUUCUUCAGGAAUACUGGAGUUGCCAGCACAAGAAACAAUUGAAGAUCUGAAAGGGGUAACAAUUUUAGAAGACCAGGCUGCCCAACCAAAUUCAUCUACAUCACCCUCUGUCAAAGCAGAUAUUUUAACAGCUUCUAUGGCACUUAUGUCAAGUUCUACUACAUCAGCAAUAGUGGCAAAGCCAAAUGCUAUGGAGACAUUUAUCAGUAAUACAAGCGAAAAGGAAGAGAAAAUGCAGCUUCCUGUCCGCAAUGGAGUGGAUGAUACUGCUCUUGAUAAAGGUUUGGUUAAAAAAUUGCCAAAUCUUUCCUUGUCUCAGUAUGACAUUUUAAAAACUGGCCUUUCCUUUGAACCUUGGAACAGUGAUAAUUCUGUCAUCAUUUCAGAGCACUUAAGCAACCCAAAAUGUUUUAAGAGAGAGAAAUUACUGGAUGUGUCAGCCCAAGACAGCAUUACAAGCAGUUGUCCACAGUGCAAUGUAGUAGCAGUCAAAAAGAAUGAUGGUCCUGUGGAAAGUUCUUAUGUUGAUGAUUCGGACAGUGAGAUAGCUGUGGCCUUUGUUGACAAUUCUGUUCCAGGAGAUAUGCUUCCACUUCAUGAACCAAUUAAAAUUGUUAUUACUAUGAGUAGUACCCAAAAUUCAACUAGUGAUUUGGAAAGUUCAUUCCAUCUGAAGAUGUUGAGUACUGAAAAGUCCAGUUCAAACCUGGACUCGGGCAUUGCUGCAGUGGAUCAACACAGUAUGCAUAACAAUAACGAACAAUUGAGAAUACCUGUUAUUACUUUUGAAUUAUCUGAUGAUAGCAGAGGCUAUGCUUAUCAAGAAGCAAGUGAAAGUUUAAGAACAGCAGAGAAUUUAAAUGUAGAUGCAUCAUCCAACCAAUGUUCUGGCUAUGAAUCUGGUGAGCUAGACCAUGCUGAAAAGGAAUACAGUGAUAAACCAACAAAUAGUCAUGCAGAAAUACGUAUGUCUCCAGAAAAUGUCUCUGAGGAUUUGACAAACACAACUGUACAUUUGAAAGAAAGGCAACAAAACUUGGGCCUGCCUUCUUGUAAAACUGCUCAUGAAAAGAGACAUGCUCGUGUGCUCAGUGUGGACAGUGGGACAGAUGUCCUUUUGAGUAAGAAUUCCACAGAAAUAAUCAGUGACAAGGAAAAACUUUUACCAACCUCUAAAUCUGACCUGGAAGCUAAGGAAGGACAGAUGCCAAAUGAAUCUAAUUUCUUGGAAUUCGUCUCGCUGCUGGAAUCUAUUAAUACCUCAAAGGCAUCAUCUGAUUGUAAAGCAGAAGCUGCAAAAGACAAGGCCCUGUCUGAAGAUGGCAGCACAACAGAAAAAAAGGAAGUAACCCUGGAAUCAGAACAAAACUGUGCACAUAGUUCUUUUAAGCAGGACAGUUCAGAGGCUCAGAAUCAAGAUUGUCCUGAGCCUGGCAAGAUCACUUCUCAUUACCAGGGCACCAGGCAAAGGAAGAUCAUUUACCGGGUUACUUCUCAGCAAGAUAGUUCUGUCUUGCAAGUCAUAAGUGGGCCUGAGGCUUCUCUACAAGAUGAGCUGCCAGUGGAUGCAAUGCAUGUCUUCAUAGAUGAAAAUGGAGAAAUUAGAUCCUGUUACUUAAAAGCUGGGAGCCAAAAAGAAGGACAUGUUCAAAAUCAGGCACCCAGUUGUGAGUGUAUUUCUAAUGCUCGUGAAACCCAUUUCAGCUCCUCUAGUACAACUACCUCAGAGAGCCAAGAAGCAUCAUCUGGUGAUCAUGGGCCAAGUGCACUACAACAGCAGCUCUUAUUGAUGGUAGCACGAAGAACCCUUUCUGAAACUCCACGGCAUCUUAGUGAAGACCUUGAAGAUUCCUCAUGUUCAUCAGCACAAAGAAAAAUUAAUAGACAGUUUUACAAAUUUAUUAUAUUUCCUGGCAAAUGGAUAAAAAUCUGGUAUGAUCGACUUACUUUGUUGGCACUGUUAGAUAGAACAGAAGAUAUCAAGGAGAAUGUUUUGGCUAUUCUACUAGUAAUCCUUGUUUCUUUUCUUGGCUUUUUAAUUAUGAACCAAGGUUUUUGUAAAGAUAUUUGGGUCCUCCUUUUCUGUAUUAUCAUGGCAAGUUGUCAGUAUUCCCUUCUAAAGAGUGUUCAGCCCGAUCCUGCUUCACCAAUACAUGGACACAACCAGAUCAUAACUUAUAGCAGGCCUGUGUAUUUUUGUAUACUCUGUGGUCUCAUUUUGUUGCUAGAUGCUGGAUCUAAACAUAAAACUCCAUCAAUUUAUACAGUGUAUGGCCUGAAGAUUUUCUCUCCUGGAUCACUUCAAGCAGCCAGAGAUCAUGCAAUAGGAUUUUUAUAUUGUUUUCCUGCUAUUUCUCUUCUUGGUCUUUUUCCACAAAUUAAUACUUUCUGUAUCUACCUCCUGGAACAAAUAGAUAUGCUGCUAUUUGGUGGCAGUGCUGUUGCUGGAAUGAUAUCUUCGCUCUACAGCAUUUCUCGAAGCUUUAUAGUUGUGAUAGUUCUGUAUGGAUUUUGCUUCAAUGCAGUAAAGGAUCCAUGGGAUGCUCAACAUAUCCCUGCAUUGUUUUCUGCUUUCUGUGGUCUUUUAGUUGGACUUUCUUAUCAUCUUAGUAGGCAAAGCAGUGACCCGUCUGUUUUAGUGUCUCUUAUUCAAAGUAAAUAUUUUCCUCACUUUCUACAUCAACAUUUGGAAGCUUCACAAAAUGAUCCACUUCCUGGGAAGAUGAGAGAAUCAGUGAGGGAAACCCUGAAAUCAGAUCUCAUUGUGUGCUCUGUGGCUGCUGUGCUUUCAUUCGCAAUUAGUGCCAGUACUGUUUUCUUGUCACUGCAGCCAUUUCUCAGCAUUGUGCUUUUCGCUUUAGCAUGGACUGUGGGAUUCAUAACACACUACAUACUUCCUCAGCUUCGCAAACACCAUCCAUGGUCAUGGAUUUCCCACCCUAUUCUUAAAAAUAAAGAAUAUCGGCAGAGAGACGUGACAGGUGCUGCCCAUUUGAUGUGGUUUGAAAGACUCUAUGUGUGGCUUCAAUGUUUUGAAAAAUAUAUCUUAUAUCCGGCAAUCAUAUUGAAUGCCCUAACCAAUGAUGCUUUUUCAAUCAGCAAAUACAAGAGUCUAACCCCACACUGUGAUAUAUUUCUGAUUACAAUUGCGGGAAUGAAGCUACUGCGAUCUUCAUUUUGUAAUCCCAUUCACCAGUUUGUUACAUUGAGCUUUACUAUGAUCUUCUUCCAGUAUGACUACCAAGAUAUCUCUGAGAAUUUCUUGUUGGAUUUCUUUGUGAUGUCCAUUGUGUUUAAUAAGCUGUGGGACCUACUGCAAAAAUUACAGUUCAUUAUGACUUAUAUCGCUCCUUGGCAAAUUGCUUGGGGUUCUUCUUUCCACGUAUUUGCCCAGCUCUUUGCAAUACCUCACUCUGCUAUGCUCUUCUUUCAAACUCUGGCCACUGCUGUCUUUUCUACUCCCCUGAGUCCAUUUCUAGGGAGCGUUAUUUUUAUCACCUCUUACGCCAGACCAAUGAAGUUCUGGGAAAGGAAUUACAACACAAAACGAGUUGACCAUUCAAAUACAAGACUGGUGCUUCAAAUCGAAAAGGAUGCAGGUAAUGACGAUAACAACCUCAACUCCAUCUUUUAUGAGCACUUGACAAGAUCUUUGCAGGAGUCACUUUGUGGAGAUUUGAUUCUUGGACGUUGGGGAAACUACACUUCUGGAGACUGCUUUAUUUUGGCAUCAGAUUAUUUGAAUGCCUUUGUUCACUUGAUUGAAAUAGGAAAUGGUCUGGUUACAUUCCAGCUGAGGGGGCUAGAAUUUCGAGGGACAUACUGCCAGCAAAGAGAGGUGGAAGCCAUCACAGAAGGAGAUGAGGAUAACGAAGGCUGUUUCUGCUGUAAACCGGGGCACUUGCCUCACUUGCUAUCGUGCAAUGCAGCUUUCAAUCUAAGAUGGCUGACCUGGGAAAUAACACGAACCCAUUAUAUCCUGGAAGGUUACAGCAUAAUUGAAAAUAAUGCUGCAACAAUGCUCCAAGUGUUUGACCUGCGGAGAAUACUCAUCAGAUAUUAUGUAAAGAGUAUUAUAUACUUUACUGCCAGUUCCCCCAAAAUCCUACACUGGAUAAGAGAUGAAUCAUUCCAAAAGACAUUGCAGCCUUUCUCAAAAUGGCAUUAUAUAGAACGGGACCUUGCAAUGUUCAAUAUUAACAUUGAUGAUGACUAUGUGCCCUGCCUUCAAGGAAUCACCAGAGCAAGCUUCUGCAGUGUUUACCUGGAUUGGAUUCAGUUCUGUGCUGGAAAAAGAGUGGAUCCCAUAGACUGUGAUGAAGACUCUCCUCUAGUAACUCUUUCCUUUGCGCUGUGCAUUCUGGGUAGAAGAGCUUUAGGAACAGCAUCACACAAUAUGGCCAUCAGUUUAGAUUCCUUCCUGUAUGGACUCCAUGCCUUGUUCAAAGGGGAUUUUCGACUAACGUCAAGAGAUGAGUGGGUGUUUGCAGACAUGGACUUAUUACACAAAGUAGUAGCUCCUGCAAUCAGAAUGUCCUUGAAACUUCAUCAGGACCAGUUCACCUGUCCGGAUGAAUAUGAAGAUCCUGCCAUCCUUUAUGAGGCAAUUCAGUCUUUUGAAGAAAAAGUUGUCAUUUGCCAUGAAGGAGAUCCUGCCUGGCGUAGCGCCAUCCUGUCCAACAAGGAGGAGCUACUUACUUUGAGGCAUGUGGUGGAUGAAGGGACAGAUGAAUACAAAGUCAUUAUGCUCCAUAAGAGCUACUUGAGCUUUAAAGUUAUUAAGGUUAAUAAGGAAUGUGUCCGGGGUCUCUGGGCUGGACAGCAACAGGAACUAAUCUUUUUACGCAAUCGUAACCCAGAGCGAGGCAGCAUCCAAAACAACAAACAAGUUUUGAGAAACCUGAUCAACUCUUCAUGUGACCAGCCCUUGGGAUACCCUAUGUAUGUUUCCCCUUUAACCACAUCAUACAUAGGGACUCACAGACAACUGAAGAAUGUUUGGGGAGGACCAAUUAGCCUGGACAACAUCAAAGCGUGGUUCAGAACAAAGUGGCUUAGAAUGCGGAAAGACUGUAAUGCAACCCACAAUAGUGGAGGCAACCUUGAUGAAGUUGACAGUAGAUGUGGGUCAUCUUCUAGCAACAAUCCAGCUAAUAAUUCAAGCCACAACAGCAGCUCUCAGCACACACGGAAUAGCAUGCCUCAGCUACAGUCUUCUUUACACAUUGCUCAGUUUCCAGGUAGAAGAAAAUUCCGGAGUCAGUCUGCUCAGACAUAUGCUGCUUUAAGUCAAAGACCCCCUCGUUCAAGUCAUUCUGGUCCAAUCAUAGAAAGCCAUCAGCCCUUCAUCCAAACGUCCACCUCUGCCCAUGAAAUAGCUCAAGGCCUUUCUGGCAGCCAGCUCUCUUUCCAAAAUUCAGCAACCUCUGUGUUUUCACAAACUCCUGCCAUCCCUGCCAUGGGCCAGCUCACUGUCCAAGAGAGGGCUGGUGCAAUGAUCCGGUCUAGUUUGGCCUCUUCUACCAGUUCUACACUCAGCCUCUUGUUUGGCAAGAGAAGCUUCUCAAGUGCUUUGGUCAUUUCUGGACUUUCAGCUGCUGAUGGAGGAAACACCACAGAUACCCAGUCUUCCAGCAGUGUUAACAUUGUCAUGGGCCCAUCUGCCAGAGCAGCAAGCCGUACCAUGCAGGACAGCACACGGCAAUUGUCUGACACUUGUGAAGCAACUGAUGCUACUGAAUCCAAACAGCGAAAGGAGCCGGGAGCUACACGUGCUCUUCUGAUGAGCCACACACUGGAAUGCCGAAGAGCCAGCCAAGAGGACAUGGCUUUGGAAGACACAGGUUCUCAACACAGCCUAUCGGAGGAGCAAUAGAAAUGGCACUUGCACAAGGUGUAGUGCUUUGUUCAACUGAUAACAAAACACAGCUAUCUUAGUCUCCUGGAGAAAGUUAAAUUAUUUAAAGUAAACCUCUAAAGGAUUUUUAAACAUUCAGCAAAUACAGUCUUUAAUUAAGAUGCUGACAAAUGCAGAAACAGAAGAUCCUACAAUUAGCAUUUAGUGCUGUCCAAAAAUGCAGUACAACUUCCUCUCAGGUUCUUGAAAAUUCAAAUGGGAUCUGAGAAAAAAUAAAACUCUUCUUGAUGUUCUUGAAGAAAUGCUGACGCUCUUGGGAUGGAAUUUGGAAAAGAUGUUGAGAAAGACAUGGAAGGACAGAAAGCAACAAGGAUUGAAAGCAAAUCUGAACGCAGCUCAGCGAAAAAGCACACCGACAUCUGUCUCUUGCCAUAACGAAAUAAGAUGAUUGCAUGCUAAAUAACUGGCAUUUUAUACAUAAUGCAUCAGAAAGGAUUGUUUUUAAUUGAAACGAUGAAUAUGUAAUAGAAAAAAAUUCACACUGUAAGAUUAGUAUGCUGAAUCUUUUUUUUAAAGCCGCAAUAGCUAAGCCUCCUUCUUCUGCUUGUUUGAAGUGUUAUGCAGCUGGCAAUUCUGUACAGCAGCAUUAAUCCAGAAGGUGGUCCACUGCAUGCAGCCAUGCUGAAAUAGUUUAUGAAAACGUGAGGCUCAGCAUUGCCUGGAACCAAAUAUAGCCAAUGCAUGAAAAACCUUCAUAAAGCCAAUGGUGCUCCUUAUUUGCAAAUAAAGCAGCUUUUUUUGAAAAGGUUGUAUUUAAUGCAUAACCCUACACUUUUGUUUGGCUGACAGAAAUCCAUGCCUAUUUCUGAAACCAAGAGACUUAACACAACUGUAAUGUAUUGUAUAAUCUCUCACAUUCACUCACAGACAUGUAAACUCUUUUCACUCUUUUGCAAUUAAAACUUUACAAAUACCAA